Oryzias melastigma (Indian medaka) is the source of this 2574-nucleotide messenger RNA. RefSeq names its product dihydrouridine synthase 2 (gene dus2). NCBI's taxonomy places the organism in Eukaryota, Metazoa, Chordata, Actinopteri, Beloniformes, Adrianichthyidae. Gene Ontology annotation, cellular component: cytoplasm. Gene Ontology annotation, biological process: tRNA dihydrouridine synthesis. Gene Ontology annotation, molecular function: tRNA dihydrouridine synthase activity; flavin adenine dinucleotide binding; tRNA binding. Bases 801 to 2297 code for a protein of 498 amino acids. The record is from RefSeq and is a predicted model, not a curated record. The transcript is spliced from 16 exons.
GUUACCAAACCUGAUCGUUUUGAUAGCGUGUGGUUUGGGAGUGACAGAGGCCAGAGAAGGACAGAAGAUGACCAGACAAAUCAACAUUAAACACAGUAAUAUUUACAUUCAUGAAUUAGGUCAGUUCUGAGUCGGUGUGAGUAGGCAGGCCAAACCCAUCUGGGAAAGAAAUGAUGGACAGUUAUCCCAGAUUAUACAAAAGUAAAAAAAAAAAAAAAAAAAAAAAAAAAAAUAGAAAAGGUGAUCAAAUGCAUAAAAAUUAUAAUAAUCAUUUUUUAAAAAGUUAUGCUGGGGAUCAUCUCAUUCUAUUCAGUAAUUUAUAUUAUCUCAUUUUCAUUGUAGGCAAUGUAACUUUGCUGGCAGAAAACUAUGUUUUGUUGUUUUCUUUUGUAAGCCAAUGCCACUUGCUAUCAUUAAUAACCAGAUAAUUCAUCUGUUUACCGUCUUCUGAGCAUUGACAACCGAAUUCAUUUUCUUUUUAAAUGUGUAAACUAGUGUAUUUUUUAAGUUCAAUUUGAAUCAAGUCAAAUGAUUUCAAAACGACCGUUCCCCCUAUUGCCAGCAGGUGGCGAGACUGCGGCGUUUAUCCAGGCUCCGAGAAGAAGAAGUCCGUUGUUGAACUGACCACCGUAGAAGAAGAAAGUAAGCCGGUAGCCGGAAGUUUCGCAGCACAACCCCUCGUGCUCGCCGCUCGUGGCUGCUGUCGUUAUCACGGGUUAAACUCAGUUCAGAUCUUGGUUCUCCAAUAAGAUUCAGCCGUUACUGUUGAAUGCGGCGUGGCUGACAGACGAGCCGCCAUCAUGGCAGCGGGCAGACUGACCUUCAGGAACAUCACCGCCCUGGCUCCCAUGGUCCGGGUGGGAACUCUGCCCAUGAGGCUGCUGGCUCUGGACUAUGGAGCUGAUGUUGUGUACUGUGAGGAGCUGAUUGACAUCAAAAUGGCUCAGUGUCGGAGGACAGUUAACGAGGUUUUGGAUACGGUGGAUUUUGUGGCUCCAGAUGAUCGAGUGAUGUUCAGAACCUGCAGGAAGGAGAAGGACAGAGUCGUCUUCCAGAUGGGAACAGCCGACCCAGACAGAGCGCUGGCUGUGGCCCGACUGGUAGAGAAAGACGUCGCAGCCAUCGACGUGAACAUGGGCUGUCCAAAGGAGUACUCCACCAAGGGGGGCAUGGGAGCCGCUCUUCUGUCCAAUCCUGACAAGAUCGAAGCCAUCCUGAGGAAGCUGGUGUCCGGAGUGUCUGUUCCUGUGACGUGUAAAAUCCGAAUUCUCCCUACGCUGGAGGAGACGGUCGCUCUCGCACAGAGAAUCGAGAAAGUGGGCGUUGCUGCCAUUGCUGUGCACGGCAGGUUCAAGGAUGAGCGACCCCGACAUCCGGUCCACUGCGACUACAUCCAAGCAGUCGCUCAGGCCGUUUCCAUCCCCGUCAUUGCAAAUGGCGGUUCUCUGGAUCUGGUGAAGACCUAUGAGGACAUUGAGGAGUUUCGACGUGCAACAGGUGCCGCUUCGGUUAUGCUGGCUCGUGCCGCCAUGUGGAACGCAUCAGUGUUCAGCAGCCAGGGUCUUCUUCCUGUGGAGAGAGUCAUGGAGGAAUACUUAAAAUAUGCAAUCCGGUACGACAAUCACGCCUUCAACACAAAGUACUGCCUGUGUCAGAUGCUGAGAGACAAGGUGGAGUCACCUCUGGGGAAGCAGGUUCAGGCGGCGCAGACCAACGCGGAAAUCAGUGAGGCGUUGGGGCUGCAGGAGUUCUAUCGGCAGACUGAGGAGAAGCUGCAGACGAGGAGGGAGGCCGUCCAGAGCAGCAGCCCGCCCAGCAGUCCUGUGGUGGACGGAGACGUCGUCACCAUGGCCGUCAAAUUUGAGCGGAGAGAGUAUCCGCCUCAGAUCACACCAAAGAUGGUUCUGCUGGAGUGGAGCCGCAAGCAGAGGAUGGAGCAGCCGCUGUAUGAAACGGUGCAGCGCUCUCAGGAUCGAGCUUUCCAGUCCACCGUGACAGUGGAUGAGAAGAAAUACAGAUCUUCCCUCUGGGAAAAGUCAAAGAAGUUUGCAGAACAAGCUGCCGCCAUCGUCUGCCUGCGGUUUUUGGGGGUGCCAGAAGGUCGCAUUGGUGAAAAAGACUCUGAUCUCGUCUGCAAGAGGAAGAGGGAAAGCAAGACAAACGGCAGAACAGAAGAAGACAGGAGGAAGAAGCUGCAUGUGGCAGAUGUCCUACAAGAACUGGAAACUUCAGAGCAAAGGGGGAUGAAGGCUGGAAGUGAGAAAAUCAGCCGCAGCUCAGAAACGAGUGCAGACUGAAGCCUCUGAGUGAGGCUGACAGCAUUUUUUCUUUCCCAUCAUUUCCUGCUGAACAUUUCAUCCAGACGCUGAGGCGGAAUCCAACCUAAACUGGAGCGUUAGAUGAUGACUUUUGUUUUGGGGGUUUAACAUGUUUUCAGUAAAACUAAGAUCAGCUCGUCCACUUGAGCUCCUGUUUUUGCUUUAAUUUUCGUCAGUCUGGACUUUUUAAUUUGUACUCAAGCUGCCUGCUCUUCUAAGUUGGAGAUCUUAAUAAUAUUUCCUCACACAAGUUCAA